UGUUCUUUAAACCCUAGAAGAAGGCCUUUGUUUUAUAAAAAAAAAUAUUUUUUCAAUCAUGAGCGAGAGAGGUGUUCAGGUGUUCGAUGAUAAGAAAAGUGGGGUUUUCUCUAUACGUGGUUUGGGGUCUCAAUGGAGUCUCCAACAGAAUGAUUUUCAUCAUGGUGGCUUGUUUGCGAGCGUUGGUCAAAUGGGAAUAGGAUUUGGACCCAACCCCCCGAAUCAGCAUAACGAUGGUGGAAUCAAAGCACCGUUCAUCGAUUUGUUUCUCAAAUACUUACCAUCACAAGAUGAAAUCCGAGUUGUUGGGGUACCAGAAGGUGAAGCUGCUUCGAGGACGAAGAAAAAAGUUGGAUUAAAACUGAAAAUGAAGGUGUCUAAUCCUUCCUUGAGGAGGUUAAUGAGCGGGGCUGUUGCCGGUGCGAUCUCGAGGACUUGCGUUGCUCCCUUGGAGACUAUAAGGACGCAUUUGAUGGUGGGGAGUCGUGGGAGUUCUACUGCUGAAGUGUUCGGUAAUAUUAUGCAGACCGAUGGAUGGAAAGGAUUGUUUAGGGGUAAUCUUGUUAACGUGAUUCGAGUCGCUCCGAGCAAGGCGAUCGAGCUAUUUGCUUUCGAUACCGUGAAUAAGCAGUUAUCACCGAAACCCGGGGAAGAACCAAAGAUUCCGAUUCCGGCUUCAUUAGUUGCAGGAGCUUGUGCUGGAGUCAGCUCAACGUUGUUGACCUAUCCUCUUGAGUUAGUCAAGACUCGAUUAACCAUUGAGAAAAACAUGUACGAUGGUAUAUUUGAUGCUUUCUUAAAAAUACUGCAAAAGGAGGGCCCUGCCGAACUUUAUAGAGGCCUUGCUCCGAGUCUCAUCGGAGUAAUUCCAUAUGCUGCCACAAAUUAUUUUGCAUAUGACACUUUACGUAAGGCGUAUCGUAAAGUUUCGUCGGAGGAGAAAAUCGGCAAUAUUGAAACCCUUUUAAUAGGAUCACUAGCGGGGGCUAUUUCAAGCAGUGCAACCUUCCCACUCGAGGUGGCUCGCAAGCACAUGCAGGUCGGGGCUCUCAAUGGAAGACAUGUCUACAAGCAUGUGUUGCACGCACUGUCGAGCAUUCUCGAACAAGAAGGAAUUCAUGGUCUGUAUAAAGGUUUGGGCCCUAGUUGCAUGAAAUUGAUACCUGCUGCUGGGAUUUCUUUCAUGUGCUACGAAGCGUGCAAGAGGAUACUGGUAAACGAAGAUGAAGAAUCUUAGGUUUUCCCGGUGAAGGGAAGAUACUCAUCUUUUGGGGAACAAGCUACCAUACAUUUUAGGUUUAUCCUUCUGAAUUUUGUUUGUUGAGGGCUCAGUUCGGGUGGCGGCAGCUGUGAGUGGAAGGUAAGAAAUGAUGUAGU
Hibiscus syriacus is the source of this 1377-nucleotide messenger RNA. Its product is annotated as adenine nucleotide transporter BT1, chloroplastic/mitochondrial-like. The coding region runs from base 59 to 1237 and encodes 392 amino acids. NCBI's taxonomy places the organism in Eukaryota, Viridiplantae, Streptophyta, Magnoliopsida, Malvales, Malvaceae. The record is from RefSeq and is a predicted model, not a curated record. The transcript is spliced from 3 exons. Gene Ontology annotation, biological process: transmembrane transport.